AGAAGUCGAGAUAUUUGCGAUUGAAGGAGGUCAGAGCUGCCUGGUUUUACAAGUAAAGUGGCUGCCAAAUUUGGUAACUUCCAUGGCUUAAGAGUCCUUGGAAACUGACAAUUUACAUUUUGUGUGCCUUCAAUCAACGUUUAUCAAGAUAAUCCACUCAAAAAUGUGAUUUCAAAUUAUGGACGUAAAAGGUGUUGAGCCAAAGAAAGAAAAUUAGAAAACAAAUUGCCAGUCGGCCCAAACGAAAUGCCUGUUUCUUUGAUUUCAUGAUUUUGACGAGUGCCUGAUUUCACCACGAUGCCUCACAAAUGACGUUGGGUUGUUGUUUUACUGACUUCAUAGACACCAGAGACAUCUUGCCAUGAUGGAGAACACAGUACAGCUGAUCCCAUGCUUAGCUCUGCUGGUGGUGAUGGCACACACUGCCAGUCUGGGGGGAUCGGGUUCGAACCCCGAGCACUUCAGCGUGUUCUUAGAUCUGGGAAGCACAGGGACCAAGCUGAAACUUUACAGAUGGAGAGAGCCGGAGCAGAGGGGUGUACUCCCCACCGUCCGCCUGGUACAGAGCACAAAGUUCAAACCCGGGAUCUCCACACUCGGGGGCGGGCGGGACGAGCUGGUGGAGUACCUCAGGCCUAUCCUAGACCUGGCCAAACAGACGGUGCCGGAAGCAGAGAGAGCCAAGACGCCCAUCUUUGCCAUGGCAACCGCAGGAGACACCAAGGAAUACCAACAAGAUGACGACCACACUGUGACUAACCAGGGUACCGGGGACGCCGCAGCUUGCCGGAGACUUCUCUCACAACUGUUGCACCCAGACUCCGGGCUACCCUGCCAGCCCAAGCCCUGUGCCAUAGGCAGCCAGUACCAGCCACGAGUGGACGGCGUGCCCUUCUACGCCACACAGGGCUUUGUCUACACGCCCUCUGACCUCCAGGCCAUUGACCCCGAGGGUGACCUUGACCUUGACUCGCUGGAGCACACGGGGGAACAGUACUGUGCCAAGACGCUGACGGAGGCUGUAGGCGAGGGCAUGAACCCAAAGUUCGCCUCUGCAGGCUGCCUAGAGAGCCAGUACAUCCCCCUGCUCAUCUCCAGCGCCUACAGGUUCCCCGCAGACAGCCACAUCAAAGCCACGUCCAAGAUUGACGGGGAGAGGAUAG
Molecule: messenger RNA, 1163 nt
Organism: Aplysia californica (California sea hare)
Lineage: Eukaryota; Metazoa; Mollusca; Gastropoda; Aplysiida; Aplysiidae
Product: nucleoside-diphosphatase mig-23
Biological process (GO): nucleoside diphosphate catabolic process
Cellular component (GO): membrane
Molecular function (GO): GDP phosphatase activity; UDP phosphatase activity
Source: RefSeq, a predicted model, not a curated record